Molecule: messenger RNA, 1731 nt
Organism: Coregonus clupeaformis (lake whitefish)
Lineage: Eukaryota; Metazoa; Chordata; Actinopteri; Salmoniformes; Salmonidae
Product: spondin-2
Exons: 6
Coding region: 126-1160 (344 amino acids)
Biological process (GO): cell adhesion
Cellular component (GO): extracellular matrix
Source: RefSeq, a predicted model, not a curated record
GUCUCGUAGUCCCUCCUCAAGACAGCCCAGGCACAGGUGGUUUCCUGCACUCCUAUCCUCUACAUUUCACUCUUCAACUUCAACGAUAACCACAUCUGUAUCUGCAAACUCACUCAGUAACAAGCAUGGAAAGUGGCAUGAAAUUGAGCAGCACUAGCAGUGUGGUGCACUGGCUAGCCAGCCUGACCCUGACCCUGCUUGGGAGUGUCCACCCCAUGCCUGUGACCAUAGACCCGGUGUGCAUGGCAGACACCACUGCUAAGUACAGCCUGACAUUUACAGGGAUGUGGAGCCAAACCUCCUUCCCCAAGCAGUACCCAAUCUACCGCCCCCCUGCCCAGUGGUCCCCUCUCAUUGGGGUGACCCACAGUUCAGACUAUCAUAUCUGGCAGCGGAAUGCGUUUGCAAGCAACGGGGUGAGGGAGUUUUCUGAGAAGGGCGAGGCCUGGACUCUGAUGAAGGAGGUGGAGGCGGCUGGGGAACGCAUCCAGAGUGUCUAUGGGCUGUUCUCCGCUCCAGCUGUGGUCGGGGGAACGGGCCAGAUGACCUCAGAGUUCGAGGUCUUUGCAAGGCACUCUUUCCUAUCCUUCCUAGUGAGGAUAGUUCCCAGCCCAGACUGGUUCCUGGGAGUGGACAGCUUUAACCUGUGUGAGGGAGACCAGUGGAAGGAAAGCAUCACACUGGAGCUGUACCCCUACGAUGCAGGCACUGACAGCGGCUUCACCUUCUCCUCUCCCAACUUUGAGACCAUUCCUCAGGACAAAGUCACACAGAUAACGUCAUCUUCUCCAAGCCAUCCUGCCAACUCCUUCUACUAUCCCCGUCUGAAGAAUCUGCCACCCAUGGGCAAGGUCACCCUGACAAAGACCAAAAACAACCAGAUCUUCAGCAUACCUAUGGAGCCCACCCAGUUCAACCAGACUGCCAAUGAGAUUGGCAAUGAGAUUGAGGACUCUCUUAUAAGUAAGCAAGAAACAUAUUCCACCCCUCUGGACUGUGAGGUGUCUGUAUGGUCACCCUGGGGCCUGUGCAAAGGCAAAUGCGGAGACUCAGGGGUGCGCCACAGAACGCGCUACAUCCACCUACAACCAGCCAACAAUGGGGUAGUCUGCCCCCCACUGGAAGAGGAGAACAAAUGCAUCCCUGACAACUGCUUAUGACUGGCUGGCAAGGGUAAGAAACAGAAAAUAAGAGGCCAUGCAAGACGACAAAGAGUACGAAAGAUGCGUCCGUCAUCUCCACUGGAGAAGUCCAAGCUGUAGAAAUUCACCCUUUUCUCGCUGGGCUUCCUAGCCUAUUCACUGGGAAAAGUGCAGGCUGGUGAGGGGAGGACGGUUCAUAGUAAUGGCUGGAAUGGAAUAGAUGGAACAGUAUCUAACCAUUAGAAACAUGUGUUUAAUGCCGUUCCAUUAAUUCCACUCCAGCCAUUACUAUGAGCCCGUCCUUCAAUUGAAAGUGGCACCAGCCACCACUGACUGGGAAAGAUUUAUAAAUGGGUCAUAGACAGGCAAUUAUUGUGUAGCCAGAGGAAUGAAGAGGUUGUCUUGAAACUUUGCCCAUAGUUCUUCCUUGUGAUGAAUGUUCCCUACGUCAUUGGGUUUUCUGAGGUAGCUAGCCAUGAGUCUGAAAAAUAAUUAUUACAUUCAAAUCUGGACCUGGAAGCCAGUUCCACUGUUCUUCUUCUUCUUCUUCUUCUUCUUCUUCUUCUUCUUCUUCUUCUUCUUCUUCUUC